This is a messenger RNA of Cladophialophora yegresii CBS 114405, 579 nucleotides long. RefSeq lists its product as uncharacterized. Bases 1 to 579 code for a protein of 192 amino acids. Gene Ontology annotation, biological process: vesicle-mediated transport; protein secretion. The transcript has 3 exons. Gene Ontology annotation, cellular component: Golgi membrane. NCBI's taxonomy places the organism in Eukaryota, Fungi, Ascomycota, Eurotiomycetes, Chaetothyriales, Herpotrichiellaceae. The record is from RefSeq and is a predicted model, not a curated record.
AUGGCGGACGAGCCCGGCUCCCUCAACUGGCGUCUCAGCGCCCACCCGAUCACUCUACUCACGUACCUGGGUUUCCGAAUAGGAAGCCUCCUCAUGUACCUCUUUGGCGUCCUCUUCAUCCGCAACUUCGUCCUGGUCUUCAUCUUGACCCUGCUGCUUCUCUCCCUCGACUUCUACUACCUGAAGAACAUUGCUGGUCGCCGCCUCGUUGGUCUGCGCUGGUGGAAUGAAGUCAACACCUCCACGGGCGACAGCCACUGGGUGUUUGAAUCCCGCACCUCGCAGGAGAACCAAGGCGGGUGGGUCGAGAACAAGACCGACAAGCGGUUCUUCUGGUUGAGCAUGUAUAUCGUGCCGGCAUUGUGGGUGGGGCUGGCCAUUCUGGCGAUUGUCAGGCUGCAGAACCUGAUUUGGCUCGUUACUGUUGUGAUCGCAUUAGUCCUUACCAUCACAAACACCGUUGCAUUUUCACGUUGCGACAAGUUCAGUCAGGCGUCGAGUUUCGCGGGUUCGGCGCUGUCAGGCUCCGGACUGGCCAGGAGUCUCGCGAGUAAUAUGGUUGGCCGGUUCUUCAGAUGA